This is a messenger RNA of Quercus lobata, 2063 nucleotides long. RefSeq names its product Homeodomain-like superfamily protein. Gene Ontology annotation, molecular function: DNA binding; DNA-binding transcription factor activity. Lineage: Eukaryota; Viridiplantae; Streptophyta; Magnoliopsida; Fagales; Fagaceae. The record is from RefSeq and is a predicted model, not a curated record. Gene Ontology annotation, biological process: regulation of DNA-templated transcription. Gene Ontology annotation, cellular component: nucleus. The transcript has a single exon. Bases 110 to 1096 code for a protein of 328 amino acids.
UUUUUCUGUACAAGAUUGGAUUUUUUUUAUGUUUGUUUGGUGAAUUGGGUGAAAGAAUUGAGAGAAAAAGAGAAAUAGUGAAUUGGGUGUGAAGGAGAUUUGAGAAAUAAUGAGGGAAGAGGACUCAAAUUGGUUCUCAAGAUGGGAAGAAGAGCUUCCUUCCCCUGAAGAACUUAUGCCUCUUUCUCAAACCCUAAUCACUCCUGAUCUUGCUUUGGCUUUUGAUAUCAGAAACCCAAAUCCCAACAACAGCAACAACAACAACAACACCAUCAGCAACAACAGCCCCACCCACUACCACCAUCAACAAACAGGCUCAGUUCCAGUGAAUCCUUUGGGAAACACCACCACUUCAGCAAGUACUCCCCCUCCACAGCCAAACUCAGCUGAAUUCGGAGCUGAUUCGGCUGAGUUGGGUUCUGGGGCCGCAGGGGAGGAACCGGCUAGGACUCUCAAGCGGCCCCGGCUCGUGUGGACGCCACAGCUCCACAAGAGGUUUGUGGAUGCUGUGGCGCACUUGGGGAUCAAGAAUGCUGUGCCCAAGACUAUAAUGCAGCUCAUGAGUGUUGAUGGCCUCACUAGAGAGAAUGUUGCUAGCCAUUUGCAGAAGUACCGCCUUUAUCUCAAGCGAAUGCAGGGCGUAUCAGCUGGUGGUGGUGGUAGUGGCCCGGCUAAUGGCGCCGGAGGAUUGGCCGCCGCGUCUGCUGAUCCUGCCACGGACCAUUUGUUUGCCAGCUCGCCUGUUCCGCCACAUUUUUUGCACCCGGGUCGCCCCAAUUCGGACCAUUUCUUGCCUUUCGUGCAGGUGGCUGCUCUGCCGCAUCACCACCACCAUCACCCGCAGCAGAUGGUUGCUACAGUAGCCCACCCGCAGUUGCAGCCUCCGUUUCAUAGGCAGGUGGGGCAUUUUGGGUCACCCCCCAAUGGGCAAUUUGAGCAUCCAUUUCUGAGUACUAGGCAGUCACAGCCAGUUCAUAGGAUGGCGGCACCACUGCACAAUCAAGGACCAGGAGGAGGGUAUGGGGAAGAUUUGGAAUUGGCUAAUGGGGCAGGAGGGAGGAAGGUUCUUACUCUAUUUCCAACAGGGGAUGAUUGAGUUUUUGGGUAAUUGUUAUUUGCCCCACUUUACUUCAAAACUUCCAUCUAGCUUUUUUCUUUUUUUUCUUUUUUUAAUUCUGUAUCUGGGUCUUUUUUAUAUUGGUGUCUGGUGGUGGUACCUGUUAGAUUUUGGUUUUUUGGGUCUUAGACUUUUUAGUUGUUGUUGUUGUAUCAGCUGUUCUUAGUAAUCUUGGUGAUCGUAAUUGGUACUGUUGGGCUUCCAUUGAUAUCUGAACAUUUCUGGGUUCAAAUAAUCUCGGAUAAUUAAUUAAAAAUCUGUUCCCAUUGGGGGUGUCUUUCACCAUCCUUUAUGAGGAGGUUAGCUAGCAUUGGUGGGUAGUGUCAGUUUUGGUAUCCUUCAGUUCUGUGGGCUUCUACUUGUGUAAUUACCGGUGUUUGUAGCAGUCUAUAUAUGUCCCCUGUCAGCUUCUGGUGACGGAUGUUGAUCGUGAUGUCACUUUGGGCGGGAAUUGUGUUUUGUAAUCUCGUCUAUGACGACGGCAACUAUUUUGGUGUCAUGAUAAUGAGUCAAUCUGGAUAUCUUUGAGGUUGAUUUAUCCCAUUGUAGUCUGGGAAUCGGCUGGUUUUCUGCUAUCUCAGAGUCUUCUCACUCAUGGAGGGUUCUUAUUGGCGUUGAAGGUGGGCAUGGCUGAAGCAUCAAAUUGACUAAACAUUGAGCUUGUAGGUGAGGAUAAAUAAUGCAGGCAAGUGCUAUUAUGUUUCUCUAGAAAUCCAAAAAUGGGGCUGGUAACCGUGAUUGGCACAUCCAGUACCGAGUUUCUUGGCAAAAUCCAGGAAUCUCUUAUCUGUAAGAUUUAUCUCAUGUUUAUUAGUCUAAUUUCAUGUAGAGGUGAGUUGUACUUGUUGUACAUUGUGUGACUCUAUAGAAGACUUAAAACCCCUGAUGCAAGGGUACCUCUUAAAGAAAUUUCUGAUUUUUAUUACAAUGUUGGAUUUAUUCGGAA